Exophiala oligosperma is the source of this 868-nucleotide messenger RNA. RefSeq lists its product as uncharacterized. Gene Ontology annotation, biological process: intra-Golgi vesicle-mediated transport; Golgi organization; protein transport. NCBI's taxonomy places the organism in Eukaryota, Fungi, Ascomycota, Eurotiomycetes, Chaetothyriales, Herpotrichiellaceae. The transcript has 2 exons. The coding region runs from base 1 to 831 and encodes 276 amino acids. The record is from RefSeq and is a predicted model, not a curated record. Gene Ontology annotation, cellular component: COG complex; membrane.
AUGAGUAGUAGAUUUUAUUUUGGCGGGUCAGACUCUGGCUCUGAUGUUGACGAUGAUGCGCCUCUGCCAUUUCCAAAACCUCUAGAUCGCUCAGCCUUCCUUACGCCAGACUUUGAUGCGGCCACAUUCCUUUCGGGCUUGUCCAAUCGCUUUCAGACACUAGAAGACCUACAGACCGAACUUCGCGAGUUGAGCCAGACACUGAACAAAGAGCUGGUAGAUUUGGUGAAUGACAACUACCAGGACUUUCUCUCUUUGGGGUCUACACUAUCCGGCGGUGAAGAAAGGAUAGAAGAUAUCAGACUAGGUCUGCUUGGGUUUCAACGCGAGGUCAAGGCAAUCAGAGAUAAAGUCGACACGAGAAGAAACGAGGUGGCGGAUUUACUGAAGCAGAAGAAGGCUCUCAAGCAAGAUACAGGGAUCGCAAGGUCCUUUUUGGAGAUUGCAGAACGGUUGGAGCAGCUGGAAGAGAAACUGAAUAUCACCAGCAUCAGGUCCGCAAAUACAACGGAGAGCAAUGGCCACGGGAAUGCCAAUGAUGCAUGGAGCGAAGGCUGGACAGAGAGCAUGAAUUAUGACAGUGACGACGAUUAUGAAUCCGAUGACAAAAGCAUCCCACCACGGUUAAGAAGACGAGUGGAAGAGUUUCUGAUAUUAAAACAUCUUAUCAGUCGAUUCAGCCCACAUCACCCCUUCAUAUUGGCACAAGAUUCACGGACACGGAAAAUCCAAGAGAUUUUGUUGUCAGAUCUCGAGGCUGCGAUCAAACAAGAACCCCAAGUCAAAUUCAAGCAGCAAAUGUUGCAACUUCGAGGGGCUGUAGAGGGCUGAAGAAGAGCUUGUACAAACAAUGAUGCUAUAUCCUGGG